CUGAGAAGUAGUACCGGUCAGGCCUGUUCUGCUGCACGGCUCAAGCUCCGAUUUACACCUGCCCCGUUGGGAGGAGUUGGCAGCGCUAUUAGUUUGCGCACACCUGCUCGUGGGCAUUGCCCGUCAAGUGAAAGCGGACGUGGAACCGCCAGGCUAGAGCCAUAACAGGAAGGCAGGCGGCAUGGCUCCCAGUACCGAGGCAGCCCACUCCCGCACCGUGCUCAUUUUGUCUGCGCUCUUCUACGCAGCCAGCUCCUUAAUUAUUAUCCUGGUGAACAAGACGGUGCUUACUAUUUACAGAUUUCCAUCAUCAACAUUUCUUGGAGUUGGACAGAUGGCAAUCACAAUACUCAUUUUAUAUGUUGGGAAGCUGAAUCACAUCAUUACUUUUCCAGAUUUUGACAGACAGGUUUCAAAGAAAUUAUUUCCAUUGCCAUUACUGUAUAUUGGAAAUCAUUUAACGGGAUUAUCAAGCACACAGAAACUGAGUUUACCAAUGUUUACAGUUCUUCGGAAGUUUUCAAUUCCAUUAACUCUCAUACUUGAAAUGAUUAUCCUCAGGAAACGAUUCUCCUUCUCUGUCGUAGCCAGUGUAACUACUAUUAUAAUGGGGGCUCUUAUAGCAGCCAGUUUUGAUCUUUCUUUUAAUUUGGAAGGAUACAUCCUAGUGUUGUUGAAUGACUUAUUCACAGCUUCAUAUGGGGUUUAUACCAAAGAGAAAAUUGAUCCAAAGGAAUUGGGUAAAUAUGGAGUUCUUUUCUACAAUGCAAGUUUUAUGAUUAUUCCUACCUUGAUAUAUACUAUUUUGUCAGGAGAUUUUGAGCUGGCAAUCCAUUUUGGUGAAUGGACAAAUAUUGCCUUUAUGUUACAGUUCAUUUUUGCUUGUAUGAUGGGCUUUAUCCUGCUGUACUCAAUAGUACUAUGCAGCUACUAUCACUCAGCUCUUACAACCACAGUCAUUGGUGCCCUUAAGAACGUAUCUAUUGCCUAUGUUGGCAUUUUUGUUGGCGGAGACUAUAGUUUUUCUUGGUUAAAUUUUGUAGGUUUGAAUAUUUGCAUGGCAGGAGGAGUGGCUUAUUCCAUGUCUACUAUAUUUGGAGAUGUGAAACUGACGGAUUAUGGAAAGCCUAAGGAUCAGAACAUUACUAAUGGAAAAAUUUUUAAUAUAUGAUCUUUCAUAGUUUACUAAGUUUUGAAGACUUUUAGGAUUCACAGAUCUGAAACCAAAUAAGAGGUGCUAAUCACUGUAUUGCUUUGUACCUGUACCUCAAUUAUAAUUAUAGAAGGUUUUUUUUUCUAUUAUUUAUUCAAUAUUUAUGUUAACAACAGAUUCAUCAAUCCGAUGUAAUUUGCAGUGUUGAUAUAAAAAAGAUAAAUCAGACCUUUAAAAUAUAAACGAACCUUUGUUUAUGCUAAUAUUAAAGGGAAAAUUAGAUUCAAUGUUCUGUUUUUGAUUAGUGUAGCUUGUGAUGAAUCAUAUUGAUUCCAGUAAUUUUUCAUUGUUAUUUUGAAUAUUUUUGACUUGAAAACACUAAGGGGCUGAUUCACUAAGGGUCGAAUAUCGAGGGUUAAUUAACCCUCGAUAUUCGACUGGGAAUUGAAAUCCUUUGA
Molecule: messenger RNA, 1611 nt
Organism: Xenopus laevis (African clawed frog)
Lineage: Eukaryota; Metazoa; Chordata; Amphibia; Anura; Pipidae
Gene: slc35d2.S
Product: solute carrier family 35 (UDP-GlcNAc/UDP-glucose transporter), member D2 S homeolog
Exons: 12
Coding region: 182-1171 (329 amino acids)
Biological process (GO): UDP-N-acetylglucosamine transmembrane transport; UDP-N-acetylgalactosamine transmembrane transport; UDP-glucuronate transmembrane transport
Cellular component (GO): membrane
Source: RefSeq, a predicted model, not a curated record